AUGUUGAGCGCCGUUCGUCGCGGGCCGGUCCUCGCGAGGGCUCUACGAGCAUGUGCUCCUCGAACAUUGCAGUCUCCUGUUGUCAGAUCGACGCAUAUUGUCACAAAUUUUCAAUCGCCAUCGGCGAUCCCGUCUGUCUUUCGUCCACAGGUCCGAUUGCUUCAGUCGAAGUCCUCCUUAAACCAGACAGCUGCCGCCCAGACCGUUCAGGAGAACGAACCCCCUGCAAAAUCUCUGACCGAAUUCAGCGAACUCGGCAGCGAAGGCCUGGUCGAGCCGAAUAUUAUCUACUCAAUCACCCAGAAAAUGGGAAUUUCGACAAUGAGUGAUGUGCAAAGAUUGACCAUUCCUCAAACACUCAAUGGUGUAGACACUCUCGCUCAAGCAAAAACCGGAACCGGAAAAACCAUCGCUUUCCUUAUACCUGUACUCCAGAAGAUCAUCACCAACGAUCCCACCCUCGCGCGUAGAGGCCCCGGCUCAUUCAAGUUUCGAUCUAACUCCCCAGAUAUACGCGCUAUUAUCAUUUCGCCCACCCGUGAGCUUGCUGAACAGAUUGCUGUGGAGGCUAGAAAGGUUGCUGCAAGCACUGGCAUUAUCGUGCAGACAGCUGUUGGUGGUACAAGAAAAAUGGAAGGUCUUGAUCGCAUCAGGCGUCAAGGCUGCCAUCUUCUCGUCGCUACCCCUGGCCGUCUUAAGGACAUUUUGUCUGACCCCCGGAGCGGGGUCUCUGCGCCUAACUUGGAUGUUUUCGUUCUUGAUGAAGCGGAUCGUCUGUUGGAUGACGGUUUUGGGCCAGAGAUCGAGGAAAUCGGACACUAUCUUCCGGAUCCAGUCGAGGUAGAUCGCCAAACUCUCAUGUUUUCUGCUACAGUCCCACGUGAAGUUCAAGGCAUUGUGCGCAAGUUUAUGAAGCCAGAUUUCCAGUUCAUCAAAGCCGUCAAAGAAAACGAAUCCCCGACACAUCUUAGAGUACCUCAGUGGUCAGUGGUCGUCCGAGGUUAUGAGAAUUUGCUUCCCAGCGUUCUUGAAAUUGCAAACAAGUACAACCAACGUCGAGAGCAAGACUCCAAUUUAAGACCUUUCAAAGCAAUCGUGUACUUCAAUUGCACUGCUAGUGUCCAAUUGUAUUAUGAAGUGCUUGCUUCGUUGUUGAAUGAUCCCAUGGAUCCACGCAGCAGAAACCCAUUUGGGCGAAACGUCUAUGGCAUGCACUCCAAGCUUAGCCAACAGCAACGUACGGCAGCUUCUGACAACUUCCGCCGUGCGGAUGGUGGUAUCCUCAUUUCAUCCGACGUCACAGCACGAGGGAUGGAUUUCCCCGAUGUCACUCAUGUCAUUCAAAUUGGUCUGCCUCGUGAUCGAGAAUCUUAUAUUCACCGCUUAGGGCGAACUGCUCGUGCAGACAAAGAGGGUGAAGGUUGGAUUAUCCUGCACGAAGAGGAACUAGGCAGCGCAGGCAAGAGACUACGCGAUCUCUCCAUUAAAGAAGAUGCCUCUCUAGAGACAGCCGGCCUCGACCUAUCUCGGGAAGGCCAAGAAGUUGCUACUAGCACCGCAAACAUUCUGAACCAAGUCAGUGCUGCAAUGAAACUAGUAGACCACAGAACUAAGUCGGAUGCUUAUCGCGCCGAAUUGAGCUACUUGUCCAGUGUUUUCAGUCGCAAGCGGGCGCUGGUCCACGCGCUGAACGAAUUGGCCGUACAUGGGUGGAAGCUCCCAGAACCACCAGCCAUUUCCAGGACGGCGGCUCAGAAACUCGGCCUCGCUGGGAUCCCGGCCCUCAAAGUCAGUGACGACGACGCUCGAUCAUCGCGCGGUUUUCGUGGCGAUGCGUUUGGAGAUGCCUUUGCGACACAAGGCAGACAACGGAUUCAACGCUCAAGCUACGGUGGCCGACACAAUGCGCCUCGCUUCUCAGAUCGACAACCGGACCAAUUGGAGGAAUUUGGAUUUGGCAAGAGAACGGAGAAUCGCCCAUAUAGACCAUCUCGCGGGCGCUUUUAG
Molecule: messenger RNA, 2007 nt
Organism: Talaromyces proteolyticus
Lineage: Eukaryota; Fungi; Ascomycota; Eurotiomycetes; Eurotiales; Trichocomaceae
Product: putative DEAD box RNA helicase hela
Exons: 2
Coding region: 1-2007 (668 amino acids)
Cellular component (GO): mitochondrion
Molecular function (GO): ATP binding; nucleic acid binding
Source: RefSeq, a predicted model, not a curated record